UGACAAUUAAAUAAUUUAGGGUUAUGAGGGUUAUGUUUACGUCAAUUAUAUCAAGAUUUUACUAAUAUUACGCUACGCUGAUAAGCAACAUAAGAAUGUCAGAAAAUGAAGAAGAAAAACCUUUCGCCGCUGAAGUGGCGAAACAGGGGCGAGCAGUGUGUAAAAAAUGUAAACAAAAAUGUUUACAGGGAGAGUUACGGCUGGCAAAAUUGGUAGCAAAUCCGUUUGGUGAUGGCAAAAUGAAAUCGUGGCAUCAUUUGGACUGUUUGUUUCAAGUGUUCUCUAAGCAACGAGCUACUACAAGAAAAAUUGAUGAUACCAGUGAUAUCGAUGGUUGGGAUUUGUUGAGUGAUGAAAAUCAGGGGUUAAUUUUGGAUAAAUUGAAGGAGUUUAAUAAGGAUUUUAAAGUGAAGGCCAAGUCACCUAAAAAGCAAGGUUCGCCUAGUCGUAGCCCUAGAAAGCGAAGUAAAUCUCCUGUAAAAGAGUCUAAGUUGAAUUUAAGUGCUAAUUUGGGGGUUAGUAAGGAUUUGUUGUUCAAAGGGUUCAGGAUUUUAGUAGCCGAUGUUACCAACGUUAGUAGUUAUACAGAUAAAAGUAAUAUUAUGCAUAAAAUGUUCACAGAAGGUUUGGACGGUAAAGGGUUUAAAGGUGAUACGCUAUUAUGGGUUCGAUUAUUAUUACCAGGUGUUGUAAAACGAGUUUAUAACUUGCAAAGUAAACAAUUAAUCAAACUAUUCGCUAAGAUUUUUCAUACGGAUCAGGAAAGUAUGCUGGAACAUUUAGAGCAAGGUGAUAUAGGUGAAACAAUACAGGAUUUUUUCAAAGACAGCAAACAAAUCAGGCCGGCAAAAAAAAGUUUGCUUGCUAUACAAGAGGUAGAUGAUUUUUUGGAGAACUUGACAAAACUUACCAAAGAGGAAGAACAAAUAAGCCACUUUAAAAAAUUCCUGCCCAAAUGCACGGGGAAUGAUCUAAAAAUCGUAAUUCGUCUUAUUGUUCACGACUUGAGAAUGAAUGCAGGGGCUAAACAUGUUUUGGACGCGAUUCAUCCCGACGCUUAUAAGGCGUACCAAUCGUCCAGGGAUUUAGGGAUAGUCCUAAAAAGGUGUCUCGAGGAAACUAAAAGUACUUCUGUGAAAGCCACCAUAAAUGUUAUGACGCCAGUUUUACCCAUGUUAGCACAAGCAUGUAAAUCAGUGGAACAAGCUAUGAAAGCCUGUCCCAAUGGAAUGUAUUCGGAAAUUAAAUAUGACGGCGAAAGAGUGCAAGUGCAUAAAAAAGGCAGCGAGUUUAAGUAUUUUUCGCGUAAUUUAAAACCGGUUUUAAACCAUAAAGUCGGACAUUUCAAGGAUUAUAUACCGAAGGCAUUCCCGCUAGGUAACGACUUAAUUUUGGACAGUGAAAUCUUGAUGAUAGACACCGUAACGGGGAAUCCUUUGCCUUUCGGUACACUCGGGGUCCACAAAAAGAACGAGUUUAAAGAUGCGAGCGUUUGCCUCUUCGUUUUCGACUGCAUUUACUAUAACGGCGAAAGUUUAACUGAUAAAAGCAUAGAACUUCGUAAAAAAAUCCUCAAAGAAAACAUGGCGGAAAUCCCGAACCACAUCGUCUUCUCUGAGAUGAAGGAAAUACACAAACCCGACGAUCUCAGAGUGAUGAUAGCCAAAGUACUUAGUGCGGGGUUAGAAGGUUUGGUUCUAAAAGACCUGAAGGGCAUAUACGAACCCGGUAAACGCCAUUGGUUGAAAGUGAAAAAGGACUACCUAUUCGACGGCGCAAUGGCCGACAGCGCCGAUUUAAUAGUACUUGGCGCUUGGUACGGCACCGGUAAAAAAGGCGGAAUGAUGUCGGUAUUCUUGAUGGGCUCGUACAACAAAACAACCAAAAGAUUCUGCACCGUCACCAAAGUCCAUACAGGACAUGACGAUAAGACUUUAGAACGCCUUCAGAGUGAACUGGACAUGGUGAAAAUAAGCUGCGAUGCCUCGAAAGUGCCCAGUUGGUUAAACUGCACUAAAACAAUGAUACCAGACUUUGUUGCUAAGGAUCCCAAGAAUCAACCGGUUUGGGAGAUUACAGGGGCCGAAUUCACGCAACACGAUGUCCAUACGGCCGAUGGUAUUUCCAUAAGAUUCCCUAGGGUUACCAAAAUAAGGGAUGAUAAGGAUUGGGGGUCAGCAACUACUGUGCAAGAGUUAAAAGUUUUGUAUACCACGUCCAAAGAGCAUACUGAUGUUAGUUUGUUGAUGAACCAAGUCAAAAAAGAGGAUGAGACGUCUCCAAAACCACCAAAACAAAAGGAUUUGUUGAGCUAUAUCAAGAAAGAGAGUAAGGGUGAUGUUGGUGAAGAGCCAUCCCCGAAAAAGAAGAAGAAAACAAUUAUAGAAGUCAUGGAGGAUGAUGAAAAACGGAAAAACAGAAAGCGCAAAUCCCCAUCAAAAGAACCCAACCCAAAACCCAAAAAGGCAAAACCUGAAGAAUCCCCGGUGAAAAAACACUUUGAAAAACAAAUUCCCAGUUAUUUUAAGGGCGUCAAAGCCGUACUAGGACCAAAAAUUAAGGAAAGUUACUCGGAACUAAUAAGAUAUUUUAUUGCCUAUGGGGGAGUGGUACUUAACGAAACCGAACUAGAUCAAGCCACCCAUGUGAUACACGUUUUCGGUCAAGUCGACAAGCCAAAUAUUAAAAGUCCUAAAACUGCUCGGCAUGUGCAUAUAGAUUGGAUAAAAAAUACCGUAGCCAAUGAAGUUUUACCUGAAGAUAUAAGGCCUUAUAUGGUCCGAUGGGACCCCAGUGGUUAAUUUUAGAAUUUUUUAAAUAUUAAAUCAAUAUUUUUAUAUUUAUUUUAUUGUGAGCAACGGUCUUCAUUAAUUUUAUAAAACUAUAUUUUAUUUAUUCUUAAAUCAAUUUAACUGUAUUUUAUGUAAUUUUAUAAUUAUUUAUAUUGUAUAAUAUAAAAAAGUAGAUUUUUUUGAAAAGGGCUUAUGAUUUAUUAAAACCAAUUAAUUUCAUAUUAAAA
Messenger RNA from Brassicogethes aeneus, 3019 nucleotides. The record is from the annotation of a GenBank genome assembly. NCBI's taxonomy places the organism in Eukaryota, Metazoa, Arthropoda, Insecta, Coleoptera, Nitidulidae.